GCUGUGCGUUCAUGAUUCGGCCGCGCGAGCCAUCUUUCUCAUCGUCACCCCGUUCAUGACGCUCAAUUCGAUAUCGACAGCUAUUGGAGAGGGGUGCAUCUCAACGCUGUCUCUAGUUUUCAACGUGCGUUUUAUGAUCUACAGACAUAUUUCUACAGAUUCACCCUCGAGAUUCACCACUUCUUGGAGUUUCGAUGGAAAGUUAUCCUUCGGACAAGCAAGACAUCAGUUGACACAACAAAAUUGUACACAGCGUCACAUCAGGCUUAAAUCAGUGGACAUUUAGCUUAUCAUCUGUUGAACUACAGAGCUUUGCAAAAAUAAUUCAUAAGCUUGCUUAAGGACUUGAAAGGAUUAAUCUUUUAAAGAAGAACGGUUGAAUGCUUAUCAAGUUCUCUCUGGGGAACGUUAUAUUUCCUUUCCCCAGGUAAGAUUUGGAUGUACGUACCUCAGAAAGAUGAUUACUGCAGCAAUGACAACCAGGCAGGAGAACUACAAGCUGAACUACAUAGAGGUGGAAAUAGGACCACCAAAGGCGCGGUAUCUUGAGAAUGGAGAACCUUUACCCUUGAUAAAAGUAGCACCUGACGGUGGGAAGGUUAAAUAUAGCACCAUCGUCUUUCCAGACAAAGAGAAGGAGAAAGAGAAAAGUUCAGAUAAGAAAUCAAGAGAGGACACGUCGUCGUCAUCCUCCACCGGUUCUUCCACAUCUUCAUCAGAUCGAAGAUCCAGCAACUCAGGUCGGGGUCUCAUCAAAGGGUCUACCUUGGCGCAGAAGACAGCAGCCAUCACAAAGACAUUGUCGGGCCUAACCAGCAAGCUCACCUUAUCCUCCUCGCAUUCAUCGUCGUCCCAUGAUAAAUCACCCUCGCAGAACACGUCGACGGCGACUGCCGCGGCGGUUGCGGCGAUAUCAGCGCUCUCGGCACCACCGAACAGACCACCGCCCAUGCCGGACUUGUCGGAUGUGAGCAAGAUUCGACCCCAGCCGUUGGGGGAGGAGAGUGAGGCCAAGGAAGCCGUGACCGGGAUCAAGAGCAGCGGAUCGAUAACGGGGAACGGUGGACGAUCACAUGCGAAACUUGAGAGGAAGGAAAGCUAUAAAAAUGUCAAGCAGGAGAGAAAGCAAACCCACCAACAGCAGAACACGAAGACACCACCCGCCUCGCCACCCCGGAGACGCGCCCUGUCCACGCCGACUCGCUCUCGAAAGUUUCCUUCCGAAGCCGAGCUGGCAGACGCCAUCAAAGCUCACCAGGAGAGGCGGGAAUCGCCACCAUCAAAGACACGGACACUUCCGGCUAGGGACAAGCUAUGGAUGGAAGACGACUUCGAGGCCGAGGAAGGGUUCUGGGACUACGAGGACGCGAUGUCGGAAGGCUACUGGGUGUCGAACGAAGCACAUCACGACGAGUCGUCUUCAGAGGAUCUGCAAGGGUUGACGAGGUCAGCACCGGCUACCGAGCUAGGUCAAGCCAUGCAAGCGAUGCGUUUGAAAGUCAGGAGGAAAUCUUCCACGGGUGAUGCCUAUGACAAUGUCUUCGAGCCGGAGUGUUCUCCGACUGGGACGAAACAGCAUUUCGUGUUUGGAGGCGGCGACAGCGGCUCGGGUUCUGGGACAGAAUCACCUCGAUGCGAGACAUCGUCACCGUCAAAAUCCACCUCGCCUGUCAGCAGGCGGCUACACAGAAGCGAGUUAGAACAAGCAUUCGCAAGGAGAAAACUCACGGGGCGAUUCCACAACGAAUCGUUCGACUUUGACAAUCAUUCCUCAGGAAGUAACUCGCCAACGUGUUUUGAUGACCAAUGUUCAUCGGGUUACAGACCCGUCCCCGCUGUCCCGAUGAACAGAAGUCGUGAUUAUUGCGGGUCACCGGACUCACCCUCAUACAUGGACCUCGAAUACAGGGGUUCAAUCUCAACCAGGAAACCCGUACCCCUCCCGAGAAAUCAAAGAUGCAGAGAAUCCACAUCAGAGCAUAUAUCUUCCUUCGACAGUGGGUGUCCAACAAGACCAGUGCCGUCACCACCGCAUCACUUUAACCUUUCGUUUGACUUUUCGUCAGGAGCUAGAGAUUCGUCGGGUGACGAAACGUACAUGAAUGUUGCAUUCAAACCCAAAGCAGACAAUCAUCGCUAUGAAAACGUCGUCUUAGAUGAUAGGCUGUCACAGUUUCAUUCGGAACGUCCCCUCAGCAGCAGUGACUCACCGCGAAUCAGCACAGAGCUGAGACCUGUCCCUGCUCCACGAUUCUACAGCUCACCUUCUUCCUCCAGUCAUUCACUGUCAUCACUCGACAGCAACAAUCAGCUGGCAUCUCCCUGUACCAAACAGAGCUCUCAGGCGACCUGCAACCCAUCAUCAUCACUCUCAGCAUCAUCCCAAUCACCAACAGGGAGAGGCAGCCCAAACCAUCAUCACCGGGGACCCCAACUCUCUCCCAAACACGGUUCACAUGGCAACGGAUCGUCUUCCGCAGCCUCUGCGUCGCACUGCUGCCAAGGAGGCGCCGUGGAGAAGCCCCCGCGGACCAACGUCGGGGGAUGUUCGCAAGACAGAAGCAGCAAUGGAUCCCACGUCGCGCUCAGCCGGAAUGCAUCCUCCCACCCGGGUCACUAUAACCGAGACAGCUCAUCGUCGACAACGAAGCCGGACAACAGAAAAGAGGUCCGUGCGAUGUCCAACGGUCAUGCCUCGAAGGAGUUGAGGAAUUCGUCCAUCUCACAGGACAGGAGCAGCGGUUCUCCACAGCAGGUCAAGGAAUCUAGGAGCAGUCACCAUAGUCCGUUGGUGCAAAGUAACAGUAUUGGAAUGGAAGGGUGCAGUAUGAGCGGUGCCCAAGGAGGAACCGGUGGAUCCAAUACCAGUGGUACUGGUAGCUACUCCAAAGCGACAGGUCGUGCUCUCAGAAGCUCUCCUAGCAAGGACCAACCAUUACCUACACACGUGACGCAACCCUGGUACUACGGACGGAUGCUACGUCAGGAAUGUGAAUAUUUGAUGGUUUCACAAGGCAAGUCAAGGCAGUACUUGGUCCGAGACAGCUCUCAUAGGGCGGGAGAUCUGAUGCUGUCUGUACUUUACGGUUCCAAGGUUCAUCAUUACGUCAUCCAGACUACAGCUGAUAAGAAAUUCCAGAUCGCCCAUCAUGAUUUCGACUCGGUGGAGGCCAUCUUGGAUUUUUACCACAAGCACGUGAUCAUGUACUCGCCCCAUCAGGAGCAGGUCUAUCUGGGCGAACCGUUUAUCUUCAGACGACGAUGAUGUUCUUAAGGACACCCCCGGCAAAGCAAAAAGCAAACCCGACGCCCGUUGUGAGCUACAGCAGUCGACUUGCUGGCCUUUUUGAAAGUCGGAAUCCUUGACGGUGUUAAGAACGAAACAAAAUGUUACCCCUAACUUUAUGAUCGUGGAAUUUCAUUCCUUCAGAGUUUCUUAAUGUCAACUUUUAGAUUGUUUCCGGAGUAUAGAUUCAAUGCCAGUAAGCUCAUUCGGUGCAAAAUCAAAUCAUCUUGCAAUAUUAUUAUUCAUGGCGCGGUUCGUCGCGAAUGCGAUACUGUCACUUUUAGUUAAUGUUGAAACUCUGAAAAGGGACAAUGUAAUACUCUUCCUAUGAAACAAGAUACAUUUACUUGUCUGCAAUGAAUUUAAAAAUUGAUCAAUCAGACCAGUUAGCACGAGCAGUGAGCCAACUCUCUAUAUAAAAGGUCAUAUUAAUAAAGAUCCGCUUGAGGCCUAUGGUUGUAACAUCAUCAUUGCGUAUGGUAGCGACUGACAUUAUUAAAACCGUCUUAUCUCCCUUUUUCGGAGUAUGCACGCGCUUGCGAACUAUAGUUUACGAAAAGUAUAUGUGUGAUUUGUAUUAUAAGACUUUUAUUGAGAAAAAAUAUUUUUGUAAAAUUCAAGAAUGGCCUUUGGACAAAAUGUACAUUUCAAGAGAUUCUGUAUAAUUGACUUUUUUAAAAUGAACAUCACGUGUAAAUAGCGGUAUGGUAUGUAUAAAUAUAAACAAAAAUAUACAUUGAGAUAUAUAUAAAGUGAUCUGAUCACUGAUGAGGUUGCAUGGAUGAAUGUUAUUAAAAUUUUUGUUUGAUCUAUCAAUUUCUGUUUCUUUAAGUUAAGAUGUGUUCAAGUGCAAUACUUAGGCCUAAUUAUAUUAAUCUGUAUAUCGGACAAGACUCAAUCGUUAAAUACAAAUCGAUUCCAUUAAACAAUAUAAGUGUUUUGUUUGUACUAUUUUAAUGGUACUGCUGUGGAUUUUCCAUCACGUUUAAUAGAAUCGAUUGUUCCAACUAUUUUUUGUGUCUUACAAGAGAUAAUAUGUGACCUCUAUUGUUAAAGGUCAUCAUAUGAUUUGUCGACGAAUGGACAAGUGAUCAAUUUCUUAAUUUACCCGCAAUAAAUUUUCUCGUCUUUAAGAUACCAUAGCUUUAAAUGUGUUAAUGUAACAUUCUUGCUAGCCAACGCAGAUGGUAUUUGGCUUCAUACACUGUGGGAAUCAACAAAGACACAUUACGUAAUAAUGAAAAAAUACGGAAAGUUUUAAAGGUAUUAUAAAGAUAUUAACAUCACCCAGAAGUUAAUUUUUGAGGUUUGACUGAUUGCUGUGGUACAGUUGCUGUGUUGUGGUUUUGGAUAACAGUAAUUACCUUUUACGGGAAUACCGUAAAAACGACACAGCGGCUAAAAUACAGUUUUUUUUAAAUAGGCAUACACUGUUAAAACAACCCUGAUUUUAUAGAAAAAAAGAAAGAAGAUUUUGCAAAAAGCAAUAACAGAAUCAUUCUGUAAAUUAAUAACACAGGAAUUUUUCUGCAAUUUAACAGAACAGUUCUGUUUAAAAAGGUGAAAGGAUGUUUUAUUAAAUGAAGUUUGUAAGGUUUUAUACACCAAAUGCCAAUUUCCUGUAAGAUUACGCAAUCUGGUAAGAUUACAGGUGUUCUCGAGACUUUGCUGCAGGAACUUCUUUUAUUUUAAGGAUAAAUUUUCUAACAGUGUAUAAUGGUCAAAAUAUUAAUAAAAAAAGAUAAUCCAGUUAAAACAUGAUUGUAAUAGGUUUAUUAAAACCACACCAAGGACUUCCAAUUAUCUAUUGUAUUUUAUCACAUGAAAAGCAAUGUUGUACAGUUCCAAGAAGAAUGAAAACGGGAACACUAGAAAAAAAACUUGGUGUAAUUGUCUUUCGUCACAAAAGGCCUAACCCAUGUUUGAUUAGUGUGUCACGUUAUGAUGUCUAUAGCUAAGGUGUUUUCUGUCUUAUCAUGGAACUGAACAUUGCCAGACGAUGUAUACAUAGAAAAUCAAACGAAAAUUAUUACACAAAAGAAUCAAAAUAAUAUGUCGGCUAAUAACUCAAUGAACCUUUUUUGUAUGGAUAACAUUUUAGGUCUGAAUCUUUAUGUAGGCCUACCCUUCUUCAUGUGUGUAGAGAGGGCGCUAAGUGUUUGGUGCUGAAUGUGAUAAGCAGCGUACCACGGGUGAAUUUCAUAAAACAAAUAGUCAGCGAUUUACACUGACAACUGUUUAAAGCUACUGAAAUCCUAGCACCUGACUGGCUUAGAACAAGUUAUUCAGUGAAAUUUACUCACAAAAGACACUCAGUAGAAAAGCAUCUUGUCUUGACGGUCUAGCAAAAUGCGAGUUCUGUUUUCUGUUUAAAUUUGUUUGGUUGUUUACAGAUGUGUGUCAAUCAGGUAUGAUCAUUAUUUAGGCCGACGCCUGGGACCGACUUUCAAGGUCACCAUCCGAAAGACGUAAAAGAACAAUCCAGAUGAAAGAAUCUGCUCCUAUGGUGAAUUCAUGCCGGAUUUCGAAUAAAGAAAAUAAAUGUUCUCUGAUCUGCAUGGGUCCCGUAAAACAAAGGUUAUAGCGAAUGAAAUGACCUAUCAAGAUCAUCGUUGCAUGCGCAAUUUGCUCAUUAGACUGACUGGGAACCAGUCAAAAUUGUUCUUCCAACUUAGUGAUUAAUCGCUAAACUCUGUGUUACGGGGCCCUGCAAUCUUUAGUAGAUAUGAAAGAAGUCUGCACUAAAAACGGUUAAGAAAUAAACAAACGAUAAGGGUGAUCGAUCCACUUUCAUAGAGUUGGAAAUUGUUACUCAUGCCGACAAAUGAUAAGAGUGAUCGA
Molecule: messenger RNA, 6127 nt
Organism: Lytechinus variegatus (green sea urchin)
Lineage: Eukaryota; Metazoa; Echinodermata; Echinoidea; Temnopleuroida; Toxopneustidae
Product: flocculation protein FLO11-like
Exons: 8
Coding region: 458-3265 (935 amino acids)
Source: RefSeq, a predicted model, not a curated record